Messenger RNA from Prorocentrum cordatum, 5000 nucleotides. The record is from the annotation of a GenBank genome assembly. NCBI's taxonomy places the organism in Eukaryota, Dinophyceae, Prorocentrales, Prorocentraceae.
CGCGGGUGCUCGCGGCGCGGGCGCUGUUCGUCGGCACCACGGCGAGGCGGUGGUGGCUCGCCAGUGCUGCCUUGCUCUCGUACAUCGGGGACUGGGGAGUCCUCGACUCUGUCCUCUCGAAGCCGCUCGUGGAGCCCGAGGACGACGCGUCCCUGAGGUACACGAGAGAGUCCGAGCGGCUCAGCUUCUACGACUAUCUGCGGGUGCACAUGUCCAGCGUGACACGAUGGAGCCGCUUCUAUUGGACGACUGGCCCCCGGCGGGGGCAGGUGGCCCUCCUGGCGAUGCGAAUGUACCCCAAGAAGAAGAACGACACAAGGUGGAUCUACGUGAAGCCGGACCGCGCGCUCGGCGUGGGCGACAUCAAGGAUCGGGCGAAGAUGUCGAGUCGUCGACAGCCAGGCUGGGACUACGAGGCGUUCCCGACCCUCACAGCCACCGAGAAGACGGACAUCCUGGAGAAGGCCAAGGAGAAGCAGCUCGAGGCCGAGCUGUAUCUGUCCAACAUCCGCGGCUACGUUGCCUCAUUGUCCUGGUUUCGCUCUGGUCUGGUUGGCGUAUGGAGCACAUGGAACUGGGGGUCGACGGUGGGCGCCGCCUUCUUUUUCUGGAGGGUAGCGGUCUACUGCAACCUAUGGCAGUGGAUGCGCUGGUCAGUGGAGAAGCUCGAGGACGGCCACAACAUGAUACUCGAGAUCGACGGCUUCCGAGGAUAUCUGCACGACUUGUACCAUCGCGGCAAGCUCGAGAUUCCCAUCAUGAUCUUCACCGCUGUGGUGGCUCUCGGGCCAAGUCUCCUGCGUUGCUGCAGGCAGCGCCCCUCCCCUUUGCUCGCGGGGGCCUCGCCUCCAGUGAGCGACGUGGACAACGACGGGGAAGCGGGCCACUCGGUGACGGGGUCGUCGGACGAGUGCGAGCCAGCCAAGGACACGCAGGAGAUGAAGGCCACGAUGAGCAACCUGCUCGACGAGAUCACCAAAUCGAGGUCGGAGUCACCACGUGCCCCCACGAGUCGGAGUGCCUCGUCGGCCGCGUCCCCUGGAGAGAGCAGUCACGCCAGCUGGGAGAGAGUCCCCAGUGUCAACACGGACUCCAGCAUGGACAUGCAUGUGUUCAGGAUGAUCGACCGGCUGAAGCGCUUCGAGGACAGGAUCAAUGCGGACAAGGCCUCUCCUGGAUGCAAGCCCUUGCAGGACGCCUCGUCCACGUCGGCCACGGCGAGAUCUACGACGCGCCCUACCAUCGACCUGGGGACGAAGGAGACGCUGGAGGGCGCGGGGGUGAGCCUCGAGCCCUUGCGGGAGGCACUCCGGGACCCCAGGGAGAGGUUGCUGGCCAACCUCUCGAAGAUCGACGCGCCGCCCACCUUCACCCUCCCAGCGGGCCUCACCUCCCGUGUGGCGCCCGAGCUGCUGGUCCAGACCUACGGGAAGUACGGCAGCAUGGUGAAGUUCGCGACGGACUGGGUUCGCCUCAAGGAGUUGAAUCGCAACCACAUCGGCCACGAGAUGAUGCUGCACUGCUUGACGCUGGACCGGAUGCUGGAGGCCUCGCCCGAGUUCAUCCAGACGGCGGGCUGCGAGAUCUCACGCGCACGAGUUUAUGCUUUGAAGCGGGCGUUCAAGGACGUGGCAUGCAUCAACGACUGGAAGCAGCCCCGGGGCAGCGGGGCCAACAAGUGGAAGUCCAAGGUGCGCUGGGACCUCGCGAACGAGCUGGACUGGAGGUCUCUCACGGAGGGCGAGGAGGCGCUCCCAGGCGCGGAGCGCGACUUGACGGCCAGGCUGCAGCAGAAGGCUCUCUUCCAGAAGUAUAUGCAGAAGGGGGGCUCGGACGCAGUGAAGGAGGAGGUGGCCGCGAUCAAGGAAGACGAGGACGCCGCCAUUCGGCGCGUCAUGGCGGGUCGGGCCUCGCCAUACUCAGGCGAUGGGGCGACGGUUGCCCUGGGAAAGGAUUCAAAGGGAAAGGAGGUGCUACCAAAGGGCGCGAUGUGCUCCGUCGACGCGGAGGAACUGGCUCUUCCGGCGCCAGGGACCAUCCCUGCCAAGCUCGUGGACAUCUGCCCGCUGGCCGCCGAGUACUUCUCCGACGUUGCGGGGAGGAUGCUACGCGAGCCCAGCAAGGCCAUGGACGAAGACCUGAAAGGCCAGAAGGUCUACCGAGAUCCGUCUCUCCGAUCGAGGGCGUCGCGUCUCCGCCUAGCCGAGAGGCUUUGGGAUGCGGGGAUGCUCGGGACCACCGACGAGCUGGUCGAGGGGGUCUCGCUUUUCGGAGUCAUCAAGAAGUACCUGCAGGAGGAGGGGGACCCCCUCAGCCCCGCCAGGCGCCAGGUGCGCGACAUCUGGGACCAGAGGCGGGCCAACCUCCGCUGGCAGAGGCACCCGUACGUGCCCCUCGGCAGCCCCGCGACCAUUGCUCACGUGGACCUUUCCAACCUGAGCGAGAGGGACGUGGUCUACACUGGCGUGGGCGACAUCCCGGACAUGUUCUAUCGUUUGGAGACGCCGCCCGAUGUCUGGCCCUACUUUGUCUUGGAGGAGGUGCCAGUCCACGAGUUCGUCGACUACAUGAGGACCAAGGGGCGGGACUGCGUCAUCCCCGAUGGCGGGCCCUUCCUGGCGCUGAAGGCCCUUGUCAUGGGCUGGUCGUGGGCCCCGUUCUUGGCCCACUCUACGCUGCAGGCCUGCAUGGCGCGCGGGCUCGGGGAGGACUCCGUCGGCGCGCGUCUGGUCUAUGGGGCUCCGACGCUUCGACUGACCGGGCCCGAGGGGUUCGAGUCGGUGAACUGGGCGUACAUGGACGACUACGGGGUCAUGGCCACGUCCGCCAGCGCGCAGCAGCCGGUGAGCGAGGUCGUGAGCGGACUGACGGCCCGAGUCAAGCACUACUUGCGGCAGGUCGGGCUCCCCGUCCACAAGGAGACCGAAGGCGAGGGGCUCGAGUCGCUGGGGGCGGUCAUCCGAGGCCGACCCUACUCCGUCUCAGCAGAGACCGACCGCACCUGCGGCCUGGCUCUGGUGACGCUGCGGCUGGUAGAGCGGACGCACUGGACCGCGGAGCUCCUCGAGCGCGUCGUGGGGUUGCGGGCGCGGGCGGCCAUCUUCCAGCGCACGGGCCUCGCCAUCUUCGACCAGGUGUACCACGAGAUGAGACGUCCCGAGACCGCCAAGACGCCGUUCCCACUGACGGACGCGGCGAGGUGGGAGCUGACUACGAUGGCAUACUGCGCACCCCUCUUACGUACAGAUCUCGAAGCUCCGUGGCUCUCGCAGGUGUUCAUGACGGACUCCAGCGACACGGGCUACGGAGUGGCGGUCACCGACGCCUCGCUGGAGGAGAUCAGGAAGGACGCCCGUUACAGCGAGAUGAGGGGCUGGACGAUCGCCACCGGGGAUAUCUACACAGCCCAGGAGGAGGACGCCUGGCCCCCCCACGCUGGGGGGUGUGCCUACGACGUCGACGAGCUUAUCGAGGCCUCGACUGCACCGCCGCCGCGGGCAAGUCGGAGGGUCUACCGGGCGCUGCACCUCUUCGCGGGCAGGCGCCGGGAGGGGGAUCUAGAGGAGGCCAUCCACUCGCGGGCGGAGCGCGACGGCUACGAGGUCGAGGUCUGGUCCAUUGACGCGGUGAUCAACCCGAAGCACGACCUCACCAACGACGAGUUCGUCAGCCUGAUCCUGAGCCUGGCGCGCGACGGGUACUUCCACGCAGUGAUCGCCUCGCCCCCAUGUUCAACUUGGCGGUCCGCGAGGUAUGUCGAGCUAGAGGCCGGGGUCUUGAUGGGGCACCCUGCGGACCCAGAGGAGGACCCGUGCCCGUCAAUCUGGAACCUGCCCGAGAUGGCAUGCCUCCUCGAGGAGACGGGCGGGAAGAUCAAUCGGAUCGACCAGUGCCGCUACGGAGCCCCGUCGAUGAAGCCGACCAUGAUUGGCAUAUUCGGGUUCUACGACGACGCACUGGACCUCGCCGCGGACCGUCUCUGCUUGAGGUGCAACCACCGAGGGAGGCAUCAGACAGUACUCAAAGGUCGGGCGGAGCGAGGCCGUCCCGAUUUCUGCACCGCCUCCGCCCAGGCGCACCAGCCGCCGCUGUGCGCCGCGCUGGCGGAGGUGAUCAUCGAGGCGUCCGCCCGCAUGACGAAGGAGAUGAGGGGCCCCGAUCCGACGGGCUCGCGCGUGUCUCCAUCCACUUCGUCCUUCGGCCGAGGCCGGGAAGGGCGAGGAUCGAGGUCACGAUCUACGCGACGUGGGCCGCGCCUGUACGGGAUACGCUGGUGGGUAGCCGCCAUGGCAUUGGAGGCAGUCCACCCUGUUGGAGCGGUUCGCCCGAAGCCACCCAGGGCGGGAGACAUCCCCCUGCAGAAGCGAGGGCCACGGGCGUGGGAGAACUACGAGAAGGAGCCGCACCUGGGCAUCAGCGAGGGCGGCUUCACAAGGCAGCUUACCCACUCCGUGGCGGACGUCACCGCGGCGCAGUGGGCCCCGAACGUUCGAGACUUUCUUAGCCACUGUGUCGACAAGGGUUGGGAGCUGCGGUCCGCGAGCGCCGUGGACCACGCCCUGGCCGACUACAUGGACAUGAAGUGUUGCAUGGACCGGCUCCGCCCUACGUGGGGGACGAUCGUCUUGUUCGGGCUGCUGGUGAUUUGGCCUGAGCUGAGGAACCAGCUUCCCCUAGCCUUGCGAAGCCUGAAGAGCUGGCAGAGGCUGGUUGUCUCUGUGGAAGGGGGUCCUCUGCCUGAGGAAGCUGUCUUCGCCAUCGCCAUAUACUUCUUCGAGGCGGGGCUCCUGGAUGAAGCCAUCUGGACCCUUGUGCAGUGCGACGUCUACGGGCGGGAGCAGGACAUGGAGAUGCUACGCGAGGCCGACAUCAUCUGGGAUGGCCGAUGCGUGGGCUUCCUGUUUGGCAUCUCGGCCCGAGGCGAGGAGGGCAAGACGGGCAGCAACCGAGGGGUCGUCAUCCGCCGCGGCACGGUCGCGAGCCUCAUCCUGGCCCUGAAG